AGACCACAAACUAUUACAUAAAAAAACAAGAUGCUGCUUUUUGUUGUAUCUAAUUUUUCAAAUAUGCAUUUUUUAAAACUUAUUUGUAUGUCUUCUUCCUGUCAGCCACAGUUUGUGGGGCCUUUGUAAUCCGUCACACUGCUGUUAUCUUUAAUGCUCUUUGAGCUCCUCCACUUUUUGAAAAGGCGUGGUUUCCUUUUGCAAACAGGUUCUGCACAGUUUCCAGCCUCAACAAGUUUCAUGUUGCAUUUAUUUGCAUGUGGAAACUGGUUUCCACACCCAUACUGAAUAGUUUUUUUUUGCAGUGACACCACCUAGAUUUAGUCUUUUGUUGCUGGAUAGGUGAAAAACGAGAUGUUUUUAUAUUUGCAUACUUUUUUUUUUUUUUGUACUACUCAGGUCAAAACAUUCUAUAUAUCGGUAAUCCACCUGUGGAGACCAACCUCUGUCGGCAACUAAGCAUGAAAAAGCAUUCAAGUUAGCCCCUGGAUAUGGGAUAAAUGUGUUGCAUUAAAGAAUAGUGAAGAUGGAAUCCUUGUCACUGUUGUCUUCUUUGAAAGGGGAAUUUAAACCUGAGGACUAUAUUCUGCCACAUUACAAAGAAUCAUAUCGCUUAGCUAUCGAUGCUUUGGUGAAUGGAGGUCGGCAAAGUUAUCAGGAAUUUCUCACAAAUGAAAGGCUUGCCGAUUUUCUGUCAGAGGAAGAGCUGACAUUUAUCACAGUGAAUGCUGAGAAGCCUCAGGUAAAUCAAUCUAAUGACUGUGAGGACAUACAUGAUGACUCAUCCUCUACUGGAACCUACUGGCCUGUUGAGUCUGACGUGGAAACCCCAGACCUGGACCUUGGCUGGCCAGGUUUUCUGCCUGAGCUUUCAAACAAGACCAAUGUAGAUCUGUUUUUCCACCCACCUCGUCAGAAUUGCCCUACGAUAAAAGAAGUCAUAAGAAAAUCAAUACAGGAUGCAAGAAAGGUCAUUGCGCUUGUGAUGGAUGUAUUCACAGACGUUGACAUAUUCAAGGAAAUCGUAGACGCUUCAGUUCGAGGAGUUCCGGUUUAUCUCCUGCUUGAUGAAUUGCAGUUUCAAAGCUUUCUUACUAUGGCUGAGAAACAAGUUGAAGUUCAGAGACUCAGGAACAUGAGGGUGCGGACAAUAAAAGGACAAGAAUAUCUCUGCAGAUCUGGAGCAAAGUUUCAUGGUGCUCUGAAACAGAAAUUUCUGAUGGUGGAUUGUCACACAGUAGUAUAUGGAUCAUACAGCUUUAUGUGGUCCUUUGAGAAGAUCAACCUCAGUAUGGUACAAGUCAUCACAGGCCAACUUGUAGAAUGUUAUGAUGAAGAAUUUAGGACACUGUUUGCCCGUUCCACUAUUCCAAAUAUAUUCACUCCAGAGAAUGUUGCACUGGACGUUAAGCAAGAAAGAUGGCAGAAUGGCACAAACACAGUGUGUUCCUAUGUUUCGCAUAGUCAGCCAUUUGAGAGAAGAGACCAAUUAAGGCAUACUCUUGAUACAGUGUAUAUGAAGGCUUGUGGAAGACAGCUCAAUUUAACCAACAAUAUGGGGAAUAUGGAUAACGAUGACACAUAUCAACAAAGAACAUUUGGCUAUAGACCAGGCCCUGCUGGAUUGAAUAUACAGAAUAGGAUCCAGCAGCUUCAGUCAGCUGAGACAAGUAACUACAUGAAAAGACAUAGCUAUGCUGGACAGAAACAAGAAGCCCUAUCAUAUGUUCAAAACAGGGCAUCAAACUUCGGAUCAAGUAAUUGGAAUGUAGCAGCAGAAAACUAUGGUUAUGGAGCUCCAGGGAGAACUGAUUUUAUGUCAAAGUACAAUGCAUUUCAAGGUGGUGGUGGAGAACAGUUCCAGAAAGGCAGAUUAACCCAACCUUACCUUAGUUCUGAUAUGCGAAAAUCGUUUCAUGGAACUGACAAUCAUGUCCGUACUCUGCACCAAAAUAUGCCAAACCUUGAACAUACCACAAAGUCAUUCUUAAGAACCUGGCGGAUAGAAUCCUACCUUAACAACACUGAAUUUCCACUUCAAGAGUCUGGGGAUUAUGUAGAUUAUCCUGCAGUGCAUUAUGAUGGCUUAGAAGGAAUAGAAACCAAACAAAACCAAAUGUACCCAAUGCAUUCUUCUAUUCGGUCAUCUCUUGUUUUCAAUUCAACCAUACCAGAGCAGCCAGAAUCAAACAGUUUUACAUCCAUCUCAUCUACUUCCACAAAGGUCUCCUCUCAACAUAACCAGGCCAAUUCUUCAGUCAAUAUGUAUUAUCCUGCUGUGCAUAGAAACCCAUUCAUGCAAACAGAAAAUAGAAUGAGACAGGAUGACUUCAUGCAAAAAAAGCGCAAUAUACAGAUAUAUGAUGACCAGAAGACAAAUAUGAAUUAUGUUGCCAAUAAGGAAUUGUUUACCCCUACGUAUGCCACUCUUGGUAGAACGUCAGCCAAGAAUCCAGAUGUUUUACAAGUUGAGGGCUAUGCUUAUAAAAGACACAGUAUUAAUGAGCCAAAUCCAAGUCAGGAUUACAGUGCUAGUAAAGAUAAUUUAAGUUACAUGUAUGGUACUCUUGGAAGGAGAGAGCCAGACAAGUAUGUGACCAGUCAGGGUGACAGCUAUACCCAAAAUAGGCAUGCAGUUCAAAAUCUGGAUCACCAAAGGUCAACUUCAGAGUACAGUAUUAAAAAGGAAGCAGAGAAUAAGACACUGUCAACCUGUAAUUGGCAACCUCCUCCUUCAAGAACAGUGUCUGUCACCUCUCUUGCAAAUGCCAGGCAACAAGAGCAAAACCCAAGAAAAGCGAACAAAGAAAGUGAAGGUUCACCACACUUCUUCAAAAGAAGCACCAAAAAGAUUAAAUCUUUGCUUAACUUGACAGACAAGUCACCUAAAAGCAAAAGUGGUUCAAACUACAAAAUAUGUGACAGUUCAGACACACUAGUUUCUGAUGACGAGGACCAGAAAUAUAAAAAAAACAAAGAUAAAAACAAGCUUUCCACCAGUACAGCAAACUCAGUCAAAUCUAUAGAUAGCCUUGGACAUUCCAAAAUAAAUCAAAAGCUUCAGCUGAAUGAGAACCAUUUGUUGGAAAAUGUUGGCGAUUCGUCAGCGCCACGAUUCAGCACAGAACAGCUCAAGUAUGAGACAGACAAAGAACAGAAAACCAAUCCCAUCAUAUCUCCAGCAAUUUCCUCCACUGUGGUACAUCAUGGACCAGAGAUCCACCAUGAGAACUCCAGUGCAGUAUCACAAGCACUCCAGAGGAAUCGUCUGAGUGAGAAACGGGUUUAUAGCCGUUUUGAGCCUUUCUGCACAUUUGAAAAACAAAGCAGUAAACCGACUAAUUCAGGAGAACAGACUGUAACCACUGGAGCCAUUUACACUGCCGAGAAGAACAAAAGUGUGUUCAGAGAUCAUGGAAGAACAAAUUCAACAUUUGCACGUCAUACCUCUACAGGAUAUCCAACAUAUUCACACAAUGACAAUAAAAUUGGCAGGUUUAUGCAGAGAUUCGUUGGGAAUUUAAUUCACAAACACAAGUAAGAGAAUGUAUUCCUAGGACUCACGCUGCCAAUGCUGAAAUAUUGCCAAUGCUAGCUAUCACCAUUCAUAAUACUGUCUGACAAUAAAAAAGGAAAAAGGUAGCUUUUAUAUAUUUUUUUCUUGGUGGAGGACUUGGGGAAGAACUUGCCAGUACCUGAAUUACAAUUUAUAUAUUACCUCAUGUGUACUCUAAGGCAACCAUUUCUUGUAAAUAUGACAGUUUCCAACAGGAAAUAUAGAAUGCACACUUAAUGCAUUAAGAAUUAAAAGUUGCCAAAAUAACCUAAUUCUAAUUUCCUUGUGGGCUAUGGUAUAGAACUAUUGGAAAAAUAGUGUAGUGGUAUUAGAUGAUUUACUAGAACAAUAGCAGAAAGCAUGAAUUAAAGCUUCACUUGUAUAAUGGUCCAUUAGCCAUGUAUUAAUACUGUAUUCUUUACUAUACUUUCCAGGUUGACAGUUUAGUUUUUAUAAUUAAAAUCCUGUGAGGAAAACAAAAUGUUAUUAUAGCUUUGAACAGUAUCAACAAACAGGCAGGGGCAAAUUUAACAUUGUACUUGAAAUGCACAAUUUUAGUUAAGAAUGUAAUCCUAUGAAAGACUAUUAGUUAAUGUACUCUUCUGCCUUAAAAGCUGUUUAAAAUGUAUAUUUAUUUCUCUCCCACAAAAAAUGCAAUUUAUUUGAUAAAAUAUAUGAAGGUGCAGGUUAUACAUUAUAAUUCACAUGGUAUAAAUUAGGAAACCAUUUGAUCUUAAAGGUGACGUGGGUCUAUUUUAACGGUAUGAACACCUUUGUAUGUUAAUACCCUCCUCUGCCUAAAACUUCUAACCCUGCUCUAUCAAAUAUUUGUGUUACUUGGUAAUGUUAAUAAGGGAGUGAAUACAACAGCCCUGAGGUUAGACACCAGUUGGAUCCGCUGCUGUUUAAAUACUUAAAUGUGAAAAGCACUGCCCCACAGCACCACCAAGAAACAGCUGCAUAAUUAAAAAAUAAAAAUAAACUAUAAAUGUGUUGUGUCAUUUUCUUUUGUGUACUUUUGUUUUUUUUGGGGGGGGUAUUAAAGUAAAA
Messenger RNA from Acipenser ruthenus (sterlet), 4606 nucleotides. RefSeq names its product protein FAM83B-like. Lineage: Eukaryota; Metazoa; Chordata; Actinopteri; Acipenseriformes; Acipenseridae. Bases 527 to 3541 code for a protein of 1004 amino acids. Gene Ontology annotation, biological process: epidermal growth factor receptor signaling pathway. The record is from RefSeq and is a predicted model, not a curated record. Gene Ontology annotation, cellular component: cytoplasm; membrane. The transcript has 5 exons.